AUGGCGAGUAGAGGCAGAGUGGCUCCCUUUCUAGUUAUUCUCGCCUUCUUGGUUGCUCAAUGCUUCCACCAGUCCACGGAAGCCAAGAAGGUCACCACCAACCUCCACUUCUUCUUCCACGACACCAUCAGCGGGCCCGACCCCAGCGCCGUCCUCGUCGCCUCCGCCGUAGGCCGCACCGGCCCGGCCGGCGCCUUCGGCAACCUGUUCGUCGUCGACGACCUGCUGACGGAGGCCCCUGAGGCGGACUCGCCGGUUGUGGGCUACGCGCGGGGCUUCUACAUGUCAGCGUCUCGGCGGUCUGUGAUGUUCGUGAUGGGGCUGGACUACGGCUUCACGGCUGGGCCGUUCAACGGCAGCUCCUUCAGCGUUUUCUCGCAGAAUCCCAUACUGGAGCGUGAGCUAGCCGUGGUCGGCGGCCGGGGAAAGUUCCGGAUGGCGCAGGGGUUUGCCUUCCUGCGAACGCAUACAUUCAACGUCACCUCCGGCGACGCCGUCGUCGAGUACAACGUGACUCUGUUUCACGAUGAGUGA
Zingiber officinale is the source of this 534-nucleotide messenger RNA. RefSeq names its product dirigent protein 4-like. Lineage: Eukaryota; Viridiplantae; Streptophyta; Magnoliopsida; Zingiberales; Zingiberaceae. The record is from RefSeq and is a predicted model, not a curated record. The transcript has a single exon. Bases 1 to 534 code for a protein of 177 amino acids.